Messenger RNA from Mesitornis unicolor (brown roatelo), 1775 nucleotides. It is a transcript of the gene DLL4, whose product is annotated as delta-like 4 (Drosophila). Gene Ontology annotation, cellular component: protein-containing complex; plasma membrane. The annotation marks the transcript as partial. Gene Ontology annotation, molecular function: calcium ion binding. The transcript is spliced from 8 exons. NCBI's taxonomy places the organism in Eukaryota, Metazoa, Chordata, Aves, Mesitornithiformes, Mesitornithidae. The record is from RefSeq and is a predicted model, not a curated record. Gene Ontology annotation, biological process: heterophilic cell-cell adhesion; establishment or maintenance of epithelial cell apical/basal polarity.
ACCGGCGAGUACUGCACCGAGCCCAUCUGUCUGUCUGGAUGCACGGAACAGAAUGGAUAUUGCAACAAGCCUGGAGAGUGCAUCUGUCGUCCCGGUUGGCAAGGCCGCUACUGCGAUGAAUGUGUUCCCCAUAUAGGCUGCAGCCAUGGGACUUGUAAAACACAAUGGCAGUGCAUAUGUGAUGAAGGAUGGGGUGGCCUUUUCUGCGAUCAAGAUCUGAACUACUGCACUCACCACAGACCAUGCAAAAAUGGAGCAACCUGCAUGAACACUGGCCAGGGCAGCUACACGUGUUCGUGCAAACCUGGCUUCACCGGUGUUGACUGCGAACACGAGAUCAGCGAGUGUGACAGCAAUCCCUGUAGGAAUGGCGGUAGCUGCACGGAUAUGGAGAACGGUUAUCACUGCCUGUGCCCCCCCGGCUACUACGGCACUCACUGUGAGCACAGCGCUUUGACGUGUAUAGAUUCUCCCUGCUUUAACGGCGGCACGUGCCUGGAGAAAGAACAAGGGGCCAGCUACACUUGCGUCUGCCCUUUCGGCUUCACGGGGUCAAACUGUGAAAAAAAAGUGGACAGGUGCACAAGCAACCCAUGUGCAAAUGAUGGUAAUUGCUUUUACCUUGGUCAGAUUCGCGUGUGUCGUUGUCGGGCUGGUUUCACUGGUCAGAAAUGUGAAAUAAACAUCAAUGAUUGUGCCAGAAACCCAUGUUCCAAUGGGGGAACCUGCCAUGACCUGAUCAACGAUUACACCUGCAUGUGCUUGCCAGGCUACAGUGGCAGGAACUGCGACAUCAAAACCAGAGACGAAUGUGCUUCUGGGCCGUGUGAAAAUGGAGGCACAUGCUACAGUGGACUUUACAGCGCCAACUUUGUCUGCUACUGUCCUUCCGGCUUCAUGGGCAACCGUUGUGAACUGCCUGUUUAUUCCGUGCCCGUUACGCUCCCUCCUAAACCAGUCCCCUGGAUUGCUAUAUCCAUGGGGGUGGGGCUGGUGGCUUUGCUCAUCCUGUUCUGCAUGAUAGCGAUGGUCAUCAGGCAGAUGAGGAUGCACCCGGAGCAGGACUUGGAGACAAUGAACAACCUGUCUGACUUCCAGAAGGACAAUCUCAUUCCAGCUUCCCAGCUCAAAAACACCAACAAAAAUAAAGACCUGGAAGUGGACUGUGGGCUGGAGAAAUCCAACUACAAACCCAAGAAUCAUAAACUGGACUACAAUCUGGUAAAAGACCUGACAAGUAGAGGGUCACAGGAAGAUAAAUAUUACAAAAGCGAAAAGUGUUUAGGAGAAAAGUCGCCCCUCCGACUACACAGUGAAAAGCCAGAAUGUAGGAUAUCAGCAAUAUGCUCUCCGAGGGAUUCAAUGUACCAGUCCGUCUUCGUGAUAACAGAAGAAAGGAACGAGUGCAUCAUAGCCACAGAGGUAUAAGACUGAAGAUCAGCCCAUUUGCACCUCAGAUUUGGUAAUGCCAGUAGAUGGACGUUCCUGCUGCAUUGUUUACAAUUCAGAACUGGAUUGGACUAUUUUUAAUUACAUGCAACUUGCUGCUCUCAGGCGGAAGAUGGAACUGGGUGAACUGGACAGACUGUGAAUUUCCCGAAAGAUGCAAUACACCUUUUUGUUCUUACUGCUCUUGUUUGAAGUUUGAUACCAGAAAUCUCAUUGGCUAUAGAAGAGGGGAGGCAGAGGGGAGAGAGAGGGGUUAAAAAUGUUGGUUUAAUUUGGUUUUAAAAGAUACUGAGGCCAGUUCCUCAUGGACAGACCCCUGGCUUUCC